Molecule: messenger RNA, 957 nt
Organism: Achroia grisella
Lineage: Eukaryota; Metazoa; Arthropoda; Insecta; Lepidoptera; Pyralidae
Product: class A basic helix-loop-helix protein 15-like
Exons: 4
Coding region: 1-633 (210 amino acids)
Molecular function (GO): protein dimerization activity
Source: RefSeq, a predicted model, not a curated record
AUGCCCCAAUGGGCAAGUGCUGAGGGUGGCGGCUCACAGGCGGAAUCGCCGGAUCAGAUGGUGUUGUAUUACGAGGAUGAAGCUUCCGAGUAUUAUGACAACAAACCGGAUAUUGCCGAUAAAAUAGAACAGGCUGGAGAUUUUUAUGACAGUGGCAGUGGGAGUGACGAACAGAUUGCGAGGCGUGUUUGUCGGCCGCGGCGAGCAGUCGCCGGUUCGUCAUCAUCAGCAGCAAGCGCUAGCGGUUCUUCGGGUCCUGUACGGCGCCGUCGCUGCGGCGUGUCCGCUAGAGAACGUAACCUUCGUAGGCUCGAAAGCAAUGAACGUGAACGGAUGCGAAUGCAUUCAUUGAAUCGUGCUUUCGAGGAUUUGCGACGAGUCAUACCUCAUGUUAAGAAAGAUAAUAGAAGUUUAUCCAAGAUUGAGACAUUAACUCUUGCCAAAAAUUAUGUGAAGGCCCUCACAAAUGCCAUAUGUACAAUGAGAGGAGAAGGCCCUAGAUAUCAAUUCAAUAGUGACGAUGAGAACGUCGAACCCGUAUUCGUAUUAAAUAGGGACCAGGAACAAAAUAAUAACGAGGCGACGGAUCAGGACAGAGAGGAGAGUCCGCCGGGCGUCCGCGACUGCCUCUGACCCCGCACCAGUGACCGUCUCGUCUGUCGUACUGCCAGGCUCGCAUGCACAUCUGCAUAUUAAUGAAUCGGCUCGCUAAAGGGAUUCCUAUAAAUUAUAUUCAUCUAAAGAUGAAUUUUUACUAAAAGAACACAAGCAGAGAACUAAAAAUUAAUUUUAAUUUCAUAGAGCAUUAAGCCCGCCUAUUGUACAAAAAUUUAAUAAAGGUAAAAUAAAGAUAUAGAUAAAUAAUGAAUACAUAUUCAAGAGCUUGACAUAGCACCAUCUAGUCCCAAACUACUAAUCCUAUUAAAAUGUAUUAACUAAUUAUUUUAUUGAAUAUUA